Molecule: messenger RNA, 471 nt
Organism: Babesia bovis T2Bo
Lineage: Eukaryota; Apicomplexa; Aconoidasida; Piroplasmida; Babesiidae
Exons: 5
Coding region: 32-469 (145 amino acids)
Source: RefSeq, a predicted model, not a curated record
UAAGGAAUCCACUACCUAACCAAUAAUUCAAAUGGUUAUAUAUUCAAAUUCUGUUAAUGAACGUAUAAAACGAACCCUUAAAUCAUUGAACUACGAUCACAGAAUAUCCUGUGAUCUCAUCAAAGAUUAUGCUGAUCUCCAGAAUUCAUCAACGAGAGAACAUGUAUUAAAUCUAGAAACUACGGCAAAACAGGAAGCACUGAGACAACAGAUUGAAGCAUCACUUCGUGACUCCGUUGAAGCGACCAAAAGGUUGCAAACAUUGAUUAGUGAAGUAGGUGGCAACUCACUGUGCACCGGGACAUACAUAAGUCUCUCGGAUGUACUGACGCUCUGGAAGAACGAUGUAGCGCUGCGUAUCGUCCUGUUUAAUCAACUGCGUACGUGUGAUGAACAAGAUUUUCAACGCCUUUUGCGCAUAUGGUUAGAUAGUCCCUAUACAACUAAACUAAAAUUUUUAAGCGAUUAAAG